CGACGAUGCCAAACAGGCCAGCGCAACUCUCUCUCUCUCUAAAUCAACUGUCACUCCAAACAGAAAAAAAAAAAAAAAAAAAAGUUCAAACCGCGCAGCCCAUUAUUUAUUUUUUUUCAAAAAAAAAAAAAUCUCUAAGAAUAUCCUCAGCGAUCCCAAGCCCUCUUCUUGGUCUUUGGUGUGUGUUUCUCACGAGAACUUACUAACUAGCUCGGCUCCACUGUUAUUAAAAAUGAAAUUGGAACAUCAGGACGAGUCCGGUCAUGGCGACGAGAUGUGCCGAACUAUCGAGGUCGAUCCUUCUCCUUCUCCUACUUCUAAUCCACCGGCAUUCGAUCACCGCCACUUUCCCCUUCCCGAGAAGCUGAUCGCCGACGUCCCUACGGCCGAAGACGACUGCGACAUGGAAGAAGUUGAAGGGGACGGCCUUUUCAUCCCGCCUCUGAACUUUUCCAUGGUGGAUAAUGGCAUUUUCAGGUCUGGCUUUCCUGAUUCUGCCAACUUCUCUUUCCUCCAAACUCUUGGCCUUCGCUCCAUCAUAUGCCUGUGUCCGGAGCGGUAUCCUGAAAUAAACAUGGAGUUCCUCAAGUCCAAUGGAAUUCAACUUUUUCAAUUUGGGAUCGAAAGUAACAAGGAGCCUUUUGUUAACAUCCCAGAAGAUACAAUCCGUGAAGCACUACAAGUUGUUCUUGAUGUAAAGAAUCACCCAGUCUUGAUUCACUGUAAAAGAGGGAAGAUGGUUACUUGCUUUGAUUGGCAGCACCGAACUGGUUGCCUGGUUGGAUGCAUUAGAAAGUUACAAAGAUGGUGCCUUUCAUCCGUCUUCGAUGAGUACCAGCGAUUUGCAGCGGCCAAAGCUAGAGUUUCAGAUCAAAGAUUUAUGGAACUGUUUGAUGUUUCUAGCUUGAAGCAUCAGCCAAUGUCAUUUUCAUGUUCGAAGAAAGUGCAACAAUAACCAGUGUUCUUGAUUCGCUUCAAGACCUCCUUAUCAUUGCCUGAAGAGAAACAUCUCUAGAUCAUACUUGGAAUAAUGAUUAGGAAAAUGUGAUGAUGCAGUAGUUUUUUUUUCUUCCUAUUAAAAUAAUCAAGAAGCUUAUAUAGUUAGAUUUUUUUCUUAAAAGAGUUCUGUAAUCAAAUAUUAAAGCAACCCUCAGUUGUCCCAGAUAGCUGUUCCUGCCGAGUUAUUAUAAUGUAAAGGCAAGUCAGCCAAAGUGGAUUUUGUCUACUUCAAAAGUCAUUGGUAUAAGAAACUAAUAAAGUAUAUUAAGGUUCUGUCA
Humulus lupulus (European hop) is the source of this 1277-nucleotide messenger RNA. RefSeq names its product probable tyrosine-protein phosphatase DSP4. The transcript is spliced from 5 exons. Gene Ontology annotation, biological process: protein dephosphorylation. NCBI's taxonomy places the organism in Eukaryota, Viridiplantae, Streptophyta, Magnoliopsida, Rosales, Cannabaceae. Gene Ontology annotation, cellular component: cytoplasm. Gene Ontology annotation, molecular function: phosphatase activity. The record is from RefSeq and is a predicted model, not a curated record. The coding region runs from base 233 to 955 and encodes 240 amino acids.